GGCUCUGAGCUUCACAUAGAUUUUGUGCUGAAGCAAGGGCCCAAAAUGUUUGUUCAAUUCGAGCAUUUCCUUUUUCCACUAUCGCCCUGCAAUUAAUUAAAAAAAGAAAGAAUGAGAUAUUGUUAUUAUUAUUCUGUUUUGUUACUAUUUAGUACUCCCUCUAUUUAUAAAAUAGUCACUUUUUAUAAUUUUGGGACAUUCAUAAAAAUUAGUCAAUUUCUGUUUAUGAAAACUUUUUAUUACAUGGUGGCGCUUGUUCUCAUUAUUUGCACUAAUUUUAAGUGAAGUUCUUUCUGCAUUCAAAAUAUAUUAACUAUUUUUAUUAUAAUUUGUGUCAUCCCUUUCUAAAUUUAUUUUUUGUGAACCUAGAAAAUAUUUAUUAUCAAUAAAUAGUGUAAAGGAGACAUGCCGACCCUAUAUCUAUAACAGUCUCAAGAUGUAGGCUCCUACAUACAACUGCAUUAUAGUGCUAUAUAUUUAUGUGGGGCAUUUAUUACAUAACGAAAUUCAAAAUGACGACUGAUUUAGCCAUAAGGAGACAACCCAGGUAAUUAAAUGUUGAUUAUUGCUAGGGAUGUAAAUGUGGUUGAGCGGGCUUGGGUAUUCUAUCCACCUCACAUGCAUCUUCUAAUAAAUUCAUCCUCAAAUCUGACACACAUUGCAUAUUCAUUUAAAUUAGGACGGGACGAGAAUUAUUUGAUGGAGAAGAAUACUCAUUGAAUACUCGUUCUUAAUACUUUGCCCUUGCCUUUGUCCCCACCCCGUUAGAGGCGUAUACCCACGAGUAAAACUGUCCUCCUUAAUUAUUACUCCCUCCGUCCCAAAUGAAAUGGCCUAUUUCUUUUCGACACGGAGAUUAAGAAAUGUGUAUAAAGUAGAUAAAGUGGGUUGGUGGAAAGUAUUUAAAUAUUAAGUAUAGAGAGAGAGUGUAUUGCCAAAAAAGGAAACAGGACAUUUCGUUUGGGACAGCCCAAAAAGGAAAACAGGACAUUUCGUUUGGGACGGAGGGAGUACAUAUUUAGGUCAUUUAUUUAAAUAGUUCGAGCAUGAAUAGUUGAAAAUAACGGAGCAAAAGUUACUAGUGGUUGAAAGUAAUAUCACAAUUAGGGACAAAAAGGAAAAUAUACUCAUUUUAUAAUAGCAUAAAUAAAAUAGUAAAUAUAUACUAAUAUAUGUUUACACACUUGCACAAUCAUGCAAAUGUACGAAUAUAAUGUAGGUUUACACACUUGCACGAUCCACAUUGGUUGAGGUUGGAGAAGAUAAUAAAGUCAUGGAGGAAAGAUGAAUUGAUUGGGGGAAGACGUCGGGGAAGAUGAAUUAAUUUGGUGGGGGAAGAUGAUGAAGUUGAGGGAGAUUUUUUUUAAUUAAUUUAGUUAUGUUAUAGUAUACUUAAGGGUGAAUACGUCUUUUUAUAUAAAAGUGUAGUUUUUAUGUAUGUGGGCAUUAUUUAUUUUUCUUGUACCAAAAUUGGUGUAUAUUUAUAUUAGCUCAUCAUAAUUAUAUAAGGAUUAAUUUAUUAUCCAUAUUAACACAAUCUUUUACUAAAUUUAAAUUUAUGUUUACAUAUGUUGCAUUCGGGCUAGGGUGGGCUGAAGUCCAUCCCCAACUUUUCAUUUUCAUUUUUUUUUGUUAAUAAUUUAUAACAUGCACAAUUCCAACAACAAUAACAUAGAAUCACUAGAAAAAAUGAAACAAAGAUUAAUAGCAAAGUGCAUGGGCCGUAAAACCGGCCCAAUUUGUGUAACGUUUAGAGCCUCCUUAUGUGGGCUGCAUAUAAAAUUCCCAAAAAGAUAUUCUCACAGAAAUUUCUCAGUUUUCCUAUUUGUUUUAAAUCCAAACAAUUUCAACUAUAUCUAAUUUAAUUCUACUUGGUUGGAUUCAAAACCACUUAUUAGUGAAGAAGUUGCAGUACCUCAAAGGAAAAAAAAAAAAAAAAAAAAGUGAAAGAAGCUAUAAUUUUUUACUAUUUUUUUAGGAGGGGGAGCGGUGACUGGUGAGUUUGAGCGUGGAAGAAGUUAUAGUUAUGGAAACUACAAAUAAAAUAACAAAAAAUAGAAAAAAAUUAUUAAAAAAAACGAAAAAAUUAUAAUAUGGAAAAAAUAAUAAAACUAACUAAAUUCUUUUAAACUUGAAUCAAAAUUUAUAAAUAAAUUGAUUUUUAAAAUAAUUUAACCUUAUUUUUAUCCGAACAAAUUUUGUCCAAAUAACACUACUCUAUCCAUAAUAAAAGAAAUCAAUUUGGCAAAAAUGGUCCAAUAGUAUCCGAAAACUCACAAGUUCUCGGAAAUAUACGUUUAAUGAGUUCCAAGGCAGCUAUAUUGACUAUCGCGUUGUGUACCACGUGGCGUAUGCCAUGUCUUGAAAUAUCUAUCUAAGCAUAGGAAAAUUCUACUAUAAUAUAUAAGUACAUUGUCUCUAACAACCAAAAAAAAAGUCACUUGUGUUAUUUCAAAUUAGAUAGAACAUUAAUAUUUAAAAGCUAAGCCGAAAAUUAUUAUCCCAAACUAUUAUAUUUUGAAACAUAACAACAAAAUAGGUAACAUUAUGAGCUAUUUGGUUGGCAUUUGAGUGUGACAAAACUCAAAAACCAUAGGAGUACUUUUUUGCAUGAUCAAAAAUGUCAAAAAGCUCAACAUAAAGCGAAUUCAUGAGAAUUAUCACGGAUAUAUUACGCAUGCACUGACAUAAAGAGAAUCUAUAUACAACUAUUCUAUUCAAGUGCAUAUUCUAUAAUUCACGUCGUGUAUUUCGACUUUCACAUUAACAAUAAAUAGAAUUUUUCUUUGUAGGUAUUAAAAAAUAAAAAAACACUAAAUUUAUGUAUUUAUAAACAAAAAAUAAAAAUCAAGUUAAAUUUCAGAAAAUGAACAAAGUUUGUGUAUUUACCGACUAAUAAUUCGAUCUUUUAUAUGUCAAGAUUUAUAUAAAUCUGUUAAUAUUUAGAUAUGGAUCAAAGUAUGCAUGAUGACACAUUAAUAUUCGAAUUCAAAUCACUAUUUAAUUGUCAAUAAUUUAUUAAUAUUUAAUAAUAUUUCAAAUUCAAUUUAAAAUCCUAAAAUCGUCUCGUACAAAAACGUACCCGGAUAAUAUUUAUAGAGAACCAACUACAUAGCCACACUUUUAUACGUAAUUAGUCAUAUUAUAUGAUACGAAACGCCAUAGUAUUAUCUUCUACUAUGUUUAAUGAAAAUACAAUAUAUAUUUAAGGUUGAGCAAUAUUCGAAUCAAAUUUGAUAUUCCACUCAUAAUGAAAUAUAUACUAUCUCGUAUUACCCUAAAACAAAAUGAUAUAGACGUGCUCAAAAUCCCAAAACUAAUUAUCCUCAACUUUGUUAUGAAGAGCGAGAUUGAAGGCUAGCCUCUUAUAUAAUCAAAAUCAAAUCAUUGACCGCAUCAAAAAAUUAAAAUAUGUAAAAAACAAAAACCAUAGAAAUAGAAAUUUUCUACACAUCGAAAAAAAAAAUACACCAAAACCAUGUCCAAACUGGAUCCGUACCAACACCUAAAAAUCUCCCUCAACCCCGACGGCUCAGUGACCCGCCUUCCGACGGCCGCCGCCACCGGCGAAACCCCCCUCCUCUCCGGCCACGCCGUCCUGAGCAAAGACGUAACCCUCGACGCCGCCAAGAAAACGUGGCUGCGGAUCUACCUCCCCGCCAGACUCCCCUCCAACGACACAACCGUCGCCCGCCUCCCCAUCAUCUUCUUCUUCCACGGCGGCGGAUGGAUCCGCACAUGCAUCGCCGACGCCGCCACCCACGACAACUGCAACCGCAUCUCCGCCGAGGUCCCCGCCGUCCUCGUCGCCGUCGAGCUCCGCCUCGCGCCUGAGAACCGCCUCCCCGCGCAGUACGAGGACGCCGCCGACGCCGUCGUCUGGGUCCGCGACCAGGCCGCGGAUAGCGCCGCCGGCGAUCACUGGAUCAGAGACUACGCCGACUUAUCCCGCUGCUACCUCUACGGCGUCAGCUGCGGCGCUAACGUCGCCUACAACGCCGCCCUGCUCUUGCAGGACAUGAAGCUGCAUCCGUUGAAAAUCGCGGGAACCAUUCUAAACCAGCCGUUUUUCGGGGCGAAGAAGCGGACCAAGAGUGAGCUAGAGCUGGCCGCCGACGAUAAUUUGCCGCUGCCGGUUCAAGAUUUACUGUGGGAGCUGGCGCUGCCGGUCGGGACGGACCGGGAUCACCGGUUCAGUAAUCCCUUCGUGGUGAAGGAGAAGGUGAACAAGAUUGGGAGGUGUUUGGUUAUAGGUUUUGGCGGCGACCCCUUGAUUGAUCGCCAGCAAGAUUUGGUUAAGAUGCUGGCGGAGGAGGGGGUCGCCGUGGAGGCGCGUUUCGACGACGCCGGCUUCCACGGCGUCGAUAUGGUGGACUCCAAGAGGGCCACGGCGGUUCUCAAUUUCAUCAAAACUUUUGUUUGAUAUAUAUAUUAUCAGAGAGAGAUGUUGUGCGUGGAUGUGAGUCUAUAGGUUUUAUUGAUUCAUCUCUUGUGGUCUUUAAUCACUUCAAACAUUUAAUUUUUUUUACCAAAAUUC
Molecule: messenger RNA, 4537 nt
Organism: Salvia miltiorrhiza (redroot sage)
Lineage: Eukaryota; Viridiplantae; Streptophyta; Magnoliopsida; Lamiales; Lamiaceae
Product: probable carboxylesterase 9
Exons: 2
Coding region: 3479-4423 (314 amino acids)
Molecular function (GO): hydrolase activity
Source: RefSeq, a predicted model, not a curated record